Agrilus planipennis (emerald ash borer) is the source of this 2578-nucleotide messenger RNA. It is a transcript of the gene Wsck, whose product is annotated as putative tyrosine-protein kinase Wsck. Gene Ontology annotation, biological process: protein phosphorylation; multicellular organism development; positive regulation of kinase activity. Bases 178 to 2331 code for a protein of 717 amino acids. The record is from RefSeq and is a predicted model, not a curated record. The transcript has 5 exons. Lineage: Eukaryota; Metazoa; Arthropoda; Insecta; Coleoptera; Buprestidae. Gene Ontology annotation, molecular function: transmembrane receptor protein tyrosine kinase activity; protein binding; ATP binding. Gene Ontology annotation, cellular component: signaling receptor complex.
UUAGUAAUUUGUUUACACCCAAUUAAAUUUGUUUAGGAUUUUUGAAUUACCAUUAAUUUUCUUGUUUGAUACUGCAUUUGUGUAAUUACAAGUAAAUAUAUUACAGAAUAAGUAUUGAAAAUGACGGAAUCUACAUUUAUACUUUUAAGGCACAUGUAAUGCACAAGUUAUUUAAAUAUGCUGCUGUUUUUAUUACUUAUUUUCUUACAAAGCAGUAUUUGCGUUGAAAAAGGUGAUUUAGUGGGUUGUUUUAAGCCUGGUGUUGAGUACUUCAUAAUAAAAGAAUCUCGUGGUUUAUUGGAAUGUCUAAGUGUAUGUGUAGAAAACAAUAAUUACAGGUAUGCUGUUUUAAAUAAUGUAACUAGCAAAUGUGGCUGCACAAAUUUUCUUGGAAAAAAUUAUUCUCAAAUUCCAUGUGAUGAGAGUUGCCAUGAUUGUAACAUAUAUUAUGCAGGAAAUUUUGCACCAACUAUGCCAGAAAACUUAGCUGUUGAAAAUGUGACUAAUACAUCAGCUUAUAUUUUAUGGGAAAAGCCCAAGUUCUUUCUAGAUAUCCGGAACUACCAAGUAAAAGCUAAUGUUAUAAAAACCUAUGCAAAUUAUAUUGGUAAUCCUCAAUGGUGGACAUUUACAAACAAUACCUAUGAUGCUGAGUUAGGUAGUUUAAAUCCAGGUACCAAAUACAAUAUUUUGGUCCAAGCCUUAUCAUCAUAUUCUGAUGGAGAAGUUGCUUCUAUUAUAUUACAAACAGAAAUAGGAGAUCCUGAUAACAUUCCCUUUCUCCCAACUGUAAUAAAACGUGAGGGAUCAAAGAUUACAGUUAAAUUAAACCCUGUAAUGAAUAAUAAUGGUCCUGUAACUUCAUAUCAAGUAGUUGUUAUAGAUCAGGACAGUAAACUAUUUUUUCAACCUGAAUCACUGAAAUCAUUUCAAGAAAGUAAAGAAGAUGAAUUAGGGUAUUAUAUUGCAGCUGAAUUGCAGCCUAAACAAGUCCUUGAAGAUUUUGUAGUAGGUGAUGGAAAAACUUAUGGGGGCUUUUAUAAUGCUCCACUGAAUCCAAAUUCAAAUUAUCUAAUAAUUGAGGGAAUGGUUAGCAGUGCUGGAAAUAUUACCAAAGUGGUGUAUAGUGAUAUCAGCACACAUGUUUAUAAAAGAGAUAAAACUAAUUUGAAUUCAAACUCAUCUGUUCUUGUCACUGCCUUAACUAUUUGUGUGGUAAUUGUAAGUGGUAUUCUUGCAGUCAUAGUAAUUUUUUACAUUUAUUUGAGACAAAAAGCAUUUAAAAGAAGACUCAGGAGACUUCGUGAUAAUCAAGAAUUAGCUAUGCAGGGACCCAUACUUGAAGUAGUAAAUGAAGGCUAUAUUCCUGAAGAAGAAGUGCAGCCAAUAGAUCAUUAUAAUGUACUUAAGCAAAAAGUUUGGAGAAUUCCUCAGAACCUUCUAAAAGUUGAUAAUAAAACACUAGUUGGUGUUGGAGAGUUUGGGUCUGUACAUUCAGGAAUGAUUAAAAAGGAAGACGACAUUCCAGUUGUAGUUGUUGUAAUUUAUGACAAAAAGCUGUCUAGUAUUAAUAAAAAGAACAUGCUGAGAGAUCUGGACUUACUUAUUAAAACUGACAAACACAAAAACGUUCUUGAACUUAUAGGACUCUGUGAAACCAUGGAUAUUUUAUUUGUAGUAUUAGAGGCAGCCUCAGUGAAUCUCAAAGACUUACUUCUAGGCAGUAGAGAUACAUCUGGUGGAAGAUUUAGCAGUAUUACCGAAAAUCAAGCUGUAUCUUUUAUGAUUGACAUUGCAAAAGGAAUUCAGCAUUUAGAAAAACAAAAAGUCCUUCACAAACGUUUGUGUGCGAGAAAUAUUUUGGUAAACGCAAAUAACGUGGCCAAAGUUAGUGGCUACGGUUUAUGUCAUUAUACUCACCAGAAUAUAAUGCCAGAUUAUACCAGAUGGACUGCUGUGGAAAUAUUCAGUAACUUUCCCCACACUCAUAAAAGUAACGCGUGGUCUUUCGCCUGUAUAAUGUGGGAAAUAUCAGCUCUAGGGGGUACACCGUAUGGUUCUAUUCCAAAUAAUGAAAUACCUGGCCAGAUUAAAAGAGGCCUUCGUUUGGUACAACUUCCCUAUAUUUCUGAAGAAUUGUAUCAGCAAAUGUUUGAUUGUUGGCAAGUGGAGCCCGGGGAACGUCCCGAUUCCUCUGCAAUUUUGCAAAUGCUAACUCACUGCCAAGUAAACUCUUUACCGCUACUAAAUUUCGAAUUAUAUCCAGGAUUCCAGUAUGAACAAUUCUAUAUGGACUCCGAAUUAGUAGCGAGGACCGUACCGAUUUUGUAAUUUUUUGUACUUUUAUCUUUUGUAUUUUUUUACAAUGACAUAUAUUUUAUACCAGAAUGAAAUUGUUUUUUGUUAAUACAUAGUUUUCUGCGCCCAUAGUCAUAUUUUAUAUAUAAGACUUCACAUAUUUUUUAAGGUAGUCUUUCUUCACUGAUUUCACUUAUGAUUAUACAUUAAACUGAAACACUUGUACGAAAUACUUGGAACAGACACUAAACCUAGAUGAGAGUAAAAAUGAAAAUAUUAA